Drosophila eugracilis is the source of this 3271-nucleotide messenger RNA. RefSeq names its product fat-body protein 1 (gene Fbp1). The record is from RefSeq and is a predicted model, not a curated record. The coding region runs from base 64 to 3063 and encodes 999 amino acids. NCBI's taxonomy places the organism in Eukaryota, Metazoa, Arthropoda, Insecta, Diptera, Drosophilidae. The transcript has 2 exons.
UCCUACAGAGUUCUCAACAAUCCUUAAGAUUCUCAAUAGGAAUCAAUAAGAGUAACAAGCAAGAUGAACCGAAUCCUGCUGUUGAUGGCCUUUUCGGCCGUUCUUGUGGCUGCUGGAAGAAUAACCACGAAUCCCGACAGGGUUCAGGGUAUUGAUCGCAUGUCCUUGGAGGAUCUGCAGCGUCAGAAGUUCAUUCUCGACAUCGUUCAGAAUAUCCAACAGCCUCUGCAGCAGAACGAACUCAUCCAGCUGGAUCAGGGUCUGAUUGUGGACGGACAACGUUAUCGCGGUGGCAUUGAUGAGGUGAUGCAGCGUGUCAUCGAUCUGGACCGCCAGCGUCGCCUUCUGGACGAGCACCAAGUGUACUCGGUGGGUCGCUCGGAGGAUGUAGAGCAGCUGCGUGGUAUUUACCGCCUGCUGGUCCGUGCCCAGGACUUUGAUACCGUCCGCCGCAAUGUGGUUUAUCUGCGCCGUAACAUCAAUCCCGUCCUGCUGGUCAAUGCCUUGGCCUUGGCCAUUCGUGAUCGUGACGACACUCAAUCCCUGAUUGUGCCCGCUGUCCAGGAGCUACUGCCCGAAUUGUACCUGGAUGAGGAGGUGAUCGAACAGGUUCGCGGUGUUCUGAGGCAGCAAACCCAGCGACCAUCGCUCAUGGACAUUGUGGGUCUGCGCCAGCGUGCCAUGAAUCCCAUGCUGAACAUCCUGAUGCCCUGGCGGGACAUUCACCUGCAGAUGGCUCUAAUGAAGCAGCAGCAGCAGAACCGUGACAAUGUUGUUGGCCAGAAACGUGUGGUGAUCCGUGCCGAAAGCCAGGGACAGAUUGAGGGCACCUCUCUGCUAACAGACGACAUUGAGCUGAGCAACUUUGUCCAGAAUCUGAUCCAGGAAUUGGCUCUUCUGGAGGGUGUUUCCCAGGUGGAGCAAAGCCAAUGGAUUAACAAUGAACGCGAACGUGACCAGCUGGUCAACAGGGAGCAGGAAGACCAAUGGAUUGGACGCGGUCGUCAGCAGUCCCAAGGCCAGGAUGUGGAUACCGGUCGUCUGGUCACUGUGAGCCGUCGACGCCUCCAGGAGCAGAUGAACCAGCAACAGGGUCAGAAUGUUUAUGGUAGCCAGGGUGAGCGUUUCCAGCGAAUCCUCCGCCGCGAUAAUGAUGACGACAACGACGACGAUGAUGACAUUCGCAUGGGUCGCGUCCAAUUGGAGCGUGGCAUAAGCCAGGGUGGUCUUCGCAUAGGAGGAGUCCAUGAUCUGCCCACUGUUAACGAGCACAGUGACCGUCUGCUCCUUGUGGGCCGCCGCCGUAUGAAUCAACAGGAACAACAGCAGGAUCAGCUGUCGGGACGCCAGCGUUUCUUGGGCUUGGUGCAGGGACAUCGCCUUAGCGAGGGUCGCCGAGUUGGUCAGCAGGAUGAUGUUCGUCAGGAGCAGGACCAGAUCCAGGGACAAGGACGUCGCUGGAAUGUUCAACAGGGCCAGAGCUAUGCCGAUCAUUUGGAAAGCGUGAGCCGCGAUGAUGAGCGUUUGGUGCACAUCAACCGCCGUCGUCUCGACCAGGACAACGAGCAGCAGCAGCAGCAAAGGAUUACUUCCCGCAGAAUAGGUUCCAUUGGCGAAGGACGUCGUGUCGUUGGUGAUCGUCUCAUGAAGGAUGAGGACAUUCUGCAGCUUAUCCGCAGCGAAAACCGCCUGAAGGUGAUGAGCGAUGAAGAGAUCCUUGACAUGCUCAAAAGGAACCGCCAGCAGCGCCUGAACAGGAAUCAAAACGAUGAUGAUGACGAUGACAACGAUGAUGAUGAUGUCGUAGAGCAACGCCGACAGGGUCUGCGAAGCCGUCGCAGCAUCCCCAAUCUCCGCCAACAGAACAGCCGUCGUGGCGAGAUCAUUCUGCACAAUCUCCGCCAGCUGUUGGCACGCCUCAACCAGGAGAGCAUUUCCCAGGGAGAGAUUGUCGAGCAAGAGCAGCAGAACCCCCGCCAUACCCAAUCCGAGAGAGACGGCCUUCGCUUGAACCAAAUCCGCAUCGAUUCCCAGCGUAACCGUGAGGUUCUCGGACAGAUCGACCAGAUCAAUGUCAACUCACUCCGUGGCCAAAUGGUGGACCAACGUCAGGUGGAAUCCUAUAUCGCUGAUGUCCUGCUGAGUCGCCGUGGCAUCAUGAACAUCAUCCGCCAGGUGGUCAAGGACAAAGGUCAGCAAAUCGAUCGUUCUGGCUUGGGCAUCCGUCUCAGCCAUCCCUUGGUGCAGCACACCCUCCGCGGUAUUGUUAGGAUCGUGGACGAGAAACGCGAGCAAUUCCUUGGUAGCUACCGUCAGGAGCAACUGCAGAUGCGCGGUGUUUCCAUCAACGAUGUCCGCGUGGACAAGCUGCGUACUCGUAUUGAGGAGCACCAAGUGGACCUUAGCAAUCUGGCCGAGCAGCAAGAUCAGCGUGUCCAGCAGGAGAUUGUGGGACGCCAGCGACGCCUGAACAACAGGGCCUUCACCAUUGACAUGGACAUCACCUCAGACCAGGAUCAGGAUGCCAUUAUCCGUGUCUUCUUGGGACCCGCAGAAGAUCAGCAGGGCAGGCAGGGAGUUUCCCUAGACGAGCGCCGCCGUGACUUCGUCCUCCUGGAUGCCAUCAAAGUGCAGCUGCAGAAUGGACGCAACCGUGUCCAGCAGAGGUCUAUCGACAUACCCUGGACCAGCCGUGAUGUGACCCCCUUGACUGAGAUCUACCGCCGGGUGAUGCAGCAACUGAGGGGCCAGCAGCAGGAACAACAACAGGUUGGCGGUAUCCAAGAAUUGGUCGGCGAGAACGGACGCUUCCCCCAGCACUUGCUGCUGCCCCGUGGCAGGCCCGAGGGUCUGCCCAUGCAGAUCCUGGUCGUUGUCUCACCUGUGCUUGAGCAACAGGUCCAGGAGAUUGUUCCCGAAAUUAGCAUUGGCAUCGGUUCUGCCUCCCUACAGGAUGUCCGCCCCUUGGGCUUCCCCCUAGACCGUCCCAUUCGCAACGAACAGGAGCUGCUGCAACUGUCCAAUGUCGCCCUUCAGGAUGUGGUCAUCAUCCAGGAGAACUAAAAUCCCCGUCAGGAAGUUCCAAUCGAUAACCAGGCCAGCUAACCAAAUACAAUGGACCCAUCUGGAGAACCACUAACGAACCCUAGCCUUAGUCUAUCGAACCUAAAACAAUUUAUCAUAGCAAAAUGUUAAAUACUCUUGUAACCCUUUUUAACUAUAUUUGUAAUUAAAAUCUUUGCAAGCGAUGCAAUAAAGCAUUAAAAAAGAA